This is a messenger RNA of Lepisosteus oculatus (spotted gar), 3307 nucleotides long. Its product is annotated as fibronectin type III and SPRY domain-containing protein 2. The record is from RefSeq and is a predicted model, not a curated record. Gene Ontology annotation, molecular function: protein binding. Lineage: Eukaryota; Metazoa; Chordata; Actinopteri; Semionotiformes; Lepisosteidae.
GUUAAGCUUUACUGCCCAGUCGCAGAUUCAGAGGAAACGUUCAGACUGCUUCCACGGGUGGCCGGCGGAUCUGUAAAGAGGUGACCCGAUCCCCAGUGACAUGUGAGAAGCUGGCUCUUACACAGGGAUAGGGUGGGCUGUGACACCGAGCAGUGCCCUUCUAUUUUUGUAUCGGGGGCUAUUUACUGCUGAAAUCCCGACUGAAUUUACUGCACAGCCACGUCCAUGAGAGCCUGCUGAAACUCUUGCGGCAAAUCUGGGGAAACCGUGAAAAAUACUUGAACAGGAUACUCUUCAGGAUUUUGAGUACUACAGCUCUUAACCUAUCAUCUUCCGAGCAAAGCCAAAGACACAAUAGCUGGUCCUCUUCAUCUGGAGCAAUGGACGAGGCCACUAAGCAGUACAUUUUCAGUGGGGGAGAGGGGACUCUGAGCAAGGCCUGUGUGGAUACCCCAGUGCUAAAGGAUACCCCAAGUGACGAACCUGAAGGCAUAAGUUUUUAUAACAUGGACCUCUACGAGUCCAGAGAAAGGCUGGACAUCUUUGUAGAGGAAGUGCCUGUGAGCACGAUGGCUGACAGCCAGUCUGUGCAGGAGCCCCUGGAGAGCCCACAGAGAACAGAAGAAGAAGAGUAUGACCUGUACACUGCAGAGGUGACCGAGAUGGCCAGGCAGUACGGGGUGUGGGACGACAAGGAGGAGGGGGACAUGGGACUCCCUACCCAAGAGCCGUACGUCUUCAUCACAGAAAAGCCACCGGCACCCACCAAGAGAGAGGUGGCAGAGUCCGGCAGCACUGAUUUCAAAAGGCCGGAUUCGCAAGAGGAAACGGGACGUUUUCGGACAGCUGACCAGCGUUUCUCAGUGGAGACAAACGACUCGUUGUGCUUCGACACCUGCGUUCCUGCGUCGGACGAAGCCAAGAGCCCACCACUCACAUGGGCCGGUGCACAGCAGCAGUGGAAAGAGGAGGAGGCCGAGGAGGAAGGGACGCAUCGCGGCGGUCCCGAGCAGUCAGCGGGAGCCAGACUGAGGGAGUGGAAGUGCUCUGAGGAGAGCCGAGAAGACAGGGCCGUGGAGGAGGAGCAGGUGUCGGCUGAGAGCAGUGAGAAUGAGCCUCCUGAUGUCUUCUGUACUGACUGCCAGACCCCCAUCCGAGCUUUCUACAAGCUGUUCGGACCACACAAGGACCACCGAGUCAUUCAGAUAGCGAACGCUGCCGAGGAGGUGAAGGAUGAAAUCCAUAAAACUAUGUGCAAACUGGAAGAACAGAUCGCACAAAUGGAGAAUUUUGCCAGCCAUUUGGAGGAGAUAUUCAUCACAGUUGAAGAAAACUUUGGGAGACAGGAACAGAACUUAGAGCAGCACUAUAACGAGGUGAUGCAGACUCUGACUCAGAGAUAUGAGGAGAGGACGUCUGGCCUGGAGGAUGAGAAGAAGCAGAAGCUGGAGGCCUUGUACAGCCAGCUCAUCCGAUGUGGGAAAACUCUGGACGUUUCGAAGGAGCUGAUAGAGGCGGCUCAGGAACUUCACAGAAAUGAAGACAAACUAAGUUUCCUUCAGACUUUUGUGCCGACAGUUGACAGAAUAGAAGAAUUCAUUAAAUGUGAUCCAGAACUCAAGCUGUCUGCAUCCAUGGACUUUCAGAAUGCUGCUAUAGAUUUUUCUGAUGUCAGACAGAUGAUGGAUUCGAUCAACAUUGUUCCAGCCCCCUCUGCACCAGUCAUCAACCCCCAGGCCCCAAACUCUGCCACCAGCACCUCGGUGAGGGUGUGCUGGAGCCUGUUCUCGGACGACACUGUGGAAUACUACGAGCUCUACUACACACCUGUCCUGGAGGACUCCACUGUGGGAGAGAGCAAGGAACAUGAGGCUUCUAUGAUAAAGGUGAAGGAAACAUACUGCACUGUGACUGAUUUAGUGCCAAAUACACAGUAUGAGUUCUGGGUGACAGCUCUGAACACCACUGGCAUCAGCCCAGCCAGUGAAAGAGCUGUGUACGUGACAGUCCCGUCACCCCCCUUCAUCAGACACAAAGAAAGCAGGAGCUGUCCCACGGCGGCUCUGAUCCGCUGGGAGUCAGGCAACACCAACCCUGUGGAUUCCUACACUGUGGAGCUCUGUGAGAUAAGCAGGGAGAGAACUAACAGCGCUGUCACUGAAUCCAUCGUGGGCAUUCCUACCUGUGAAUCUCUGAUCCAGCUAGAGUCUGGAAAGCGCUAUCUCAUUUACGUCCGGGCAGUGAAUAUAGGUGGUCUCAGUGAAAGAAGUGACUCUAUCAUAAUCCAGACAACAGGUACCUACUUUCACCUCAAUGAGGAAACAGCUCAUCCCUGCCUGUCUAUUUCUGAGGAUGGAUUCACCAUGUUCUAUGGUGACGAAGAGCUGGAAGUAAGCGAUAUGACCUUCAGUGACAACACCUUUGCCAGGUGUGUGGCAAUCUUGGGAGAAUUGAUCCCAGUCAGAGGAAAGCACUACUGGGAAGUGGAAGUGGAAGAGAACACAGAGUACCGAAUUGGUGUGGCUUACCAGGACACUCAGAGGAACGGAUACCUGGGAGGAAACAACACAUCUUGGUGCAUGAGACAUGUGAUAACCCCCUCCAGACACAAAUACGAAUUUCUGCACAACGGAUGGACUCCUGACAUACGCGUAACAACUCACCCGAAGAGGAUAGGAGUGGCACUAGACUACGAAACCGGAAAACUCUCCUUCUUCAACACUGAUCAGUCUCAGCACCUUUACACGUACGAGUGUCAGUUCCUGCACUUUGUACACCCUUGUUUUGCUUUAGAUAACCCAGGAGCACUCACUGUUCACAAUGGCAUUGAGGCACCCGCAUAUGUCAAAUUCUCCUGAGUGCUCCUGCUGCACUAGUGUUUAUCUUUUUAAUCUCGACUGCAUAUGUAUUUUAUUUCAAUGAGUUAGCGUCCAUAAAUAGACUACACAUAGGGCAGCUGCUGAUUUGGUUACACUAAACCCCAACUCUGCAGCCCCUGAAAUGUGCAUUUACUUCCUGUAGUUUACCAAUUAACCUCACUAGUUGCAUAUUAGUGCCGUUAUUGAAGGAGCCAUUCUGACUAUCCUUUUCACCAAACAGGUAGAUCAUAAGAAUCAGAACAAUUUUCUUAAUUAUGAUUACCAUAGUGAUAAAUAUCCUACAAUUCAAGAAAUGACUGUUUUACUAUAUCAGGACCUAGUAAAGAGACUGACUGCUAAAUGUGUUUUGAAGAGCAAUAUUGUAAGACACCCAGAAAGCAGAUUACUAAUAAUGCAAUUUUGUACCCAAAUAAAUGUCUCCUCAUCCA